UCUCACUCGGAUCUCUGUUGCCAAUCUAAGAGGAUGGCUCAGGCUCAGGGCUGCUCUGUUUUCCUGGUGUUUUUUCUGGCGUUUUCACCAGGAGGUGCUUUCUAUUUGACUGUGCUGGAACGGUGCCAGUUUAGCUCAACUGACGGUCAUGAUGCCGUGUUACUGGAUCAGAUUUACUUCAACAAAAUACUGGAAGGACAAUACAACAGCACUGUAGGAAAAGCGAUUGGGUACACAGAAAAAGUUGAAGCACUUGUCAUUUUUCUAAACAACAAUACUGGGUUUAUUACUCACGAGAUAUGGAAAACAAACCUCUGCAAAAGAAAUACUCCACUGGCACAAAAACUACUAACACCAGUGGAGCCCUAUGUUCAGUUGAGGUUAGAGAAGGCAGAGUACAGUCAACAUCAGCAGAUGCUCAUCUGCAGCGCGUACGACUUCUAUCCAAAGCAAAUCAGGGUGACGUGGCUGAGAGACGGAAAGGAGGCCACAUCUGAUGUGACAUCCACGGACGAGCUGCCCAAUGGGAACUGGCUUUAUCAGAUCCACACCUACCUGGAGUUCACACCUAAACCUGGAGAGAAAAUCACCUGCAUGGUGGAGCAUGCAAGCCUCAAGAAACCAAAUCUUUAUGACUGGGGGCUGCUGCUCGGUUUGGUGUUUUCAAUUGCUGGCUUCAUCUAUUACAAGACAACAUCAAAUGGACGGGUGGUGGUGCCUACAACAGAGGAUGUAUGUCCAGAAGAAACCCUUUAGGCUGCAGAAAUGUUGAGAAGCCCCACACACAUCUAUCAACCACUGGAAACUGGUCUUAAUAUUUGAGAGACUACAAGCCUUCACAUGCCUGAAGUUUUUAUCAUUUAGCCUUUUACACAUUUCUGCAGACAAAAAUAUUGCAGCAUAUUUAUUUCAUACUGUACUAACACACUAUUGUAAAACUGCAAUAAAUAAACCUGUUCUUUGUCAUUUUC
Molecule: messenger RNA, 971 nt
Organism: Xiphophorus maculatus (southern platyfish)
Lineage: Eukaryota; Metazoa; Chordata; Actinopteri; Cyprinodontiformes; Poeciliidae
Product: HLA class II histocompatibility antigen, DQ beta 2 chain-like
Exons: 6
Coding region: 34-756 (240 amino acids)
Biological process (GO): peptide antigen assembly with MHC class II protein complex; immune response; immunoglobulin production involved in immunoglobulin-mediated immune response
Cellular component (GO): membrane; MHC class II protein complex
Molecular function (GO): MHC class II protein complex binding
Source: RefSeq, a predicted model, not a curated record